Rhea pennata is the source of this 1876-nucleotide messenger RNA. RefSeq names its product TATA-box binding protein associated factor 6 like (gene TAF6L). The record is from RefSeq and is a predicted model, not a curated record. The coding region runs from base 17 to 1789 and encodes 590 amino acids. Gene Ontology annotation, cellular component: transcription factor TFIID complex; SAGA complex; SLIK (SAGA-like) complex. NCBI's taxonomy places the organism in Eukaryota, Metazoa, Chordata, Aves, Rheiformes, Rheidae. Gene Ontology annotation, molecular function: protein heterodimerization activity; transcription coactivator activity; RNA polymerase II general transcription initiation factor activity. Gene Ontology annotation, biological process: RNA polymerase II preinitiation complex assembly; transcription initiation at RNA polymerase II promoter. The transcript is spliced from 10 exons.
GGCCAGGCGGGGCGCCAUGUCGGAGCGGGACGAGCGGCGGUUCGUGGAGCUGCCGCGCGAGUCGGUGCGGCUGAUGGCGGAGAGCGCCGGGCUGGAGCUCUCGGACGAGGUGGCGGCGCUGCUGGCCGAGGACGUCUGCUACCGCCUGCGGGAGGCGACGCAGAACAGCUCGCAGUUCCUGAAGCACACGCGGCGGCGGCGGCUGACGGCGGAGGACUUCAACCGGGCGCUGCGCUGGAGCAACGUGGAGGCGGUGUGCGGCUACGGCGCGGCGGAUGCGCUGCCCUUCCGGGCGCUCAAGGAGGGCGAGCUGUACUUCCAGGAGGACCGCGAGGUGAACCUGGUGGAGCUGGCCCUGGCCACCAACAUCCCCAAGGGCUGUGCCGAGACCGCUGUGCGAGUGCACAUCUCCUACCUGGAUGGGAAAGGCAACUUGGAGCCGCAGGGAACUGUACCCAGUGCCGUGUCCACGCUGACAGACGACCUGCUCAAGUACUACCAGCACGUGACGCGGGCGGUGCUGGGUGACGACCCGCAGCUGAUGAAGCUGGCACUCCAGGACCUGCAGAGCAACUCCAAGAUCGCUGCCCUGCUGCCAUACUUCGUCUACGUGGUCAGCGGGGUGAAGUCGGUGAGCCAUGACCUGGAGCAGCUGCACCGGCUGCUGCACAUCGCCCGCAGCUUGGUGCAGAACCCCUAUCUGUGCCUGGGCUCCUACGUGCGCAGCCUCAUCGGCAGCGUCACCUACUGCGUCCUGGAGCCGCUGGCCGCCUCCAUCAACCCCCUCAAUGACCAUUGGACGCUGCGUGAUGCCGCUGCCAUGCUGCUGAGCCGCAUCUUCUGGACUCAUGGCGACCUGGUGAGCGGCCUCUACCAGCAGAUCCUGCUGUCGCUGCAGAAGGUGCUGGCGGACCCGGUGCGCCCGCUGUGCUCCCAUUACGGGGCAGUAGUGGGGCUGCACGCCCUGGGCUGGAAGGCCGUGGAGCGGGUGCUCUACCCCCACCUCCCUGCAUACUGGGGCGGGCUGCAGGCUGUGCUGGACGACUACUCCGUCUCCAACGCCCAGGUGAAGGCUGACGGGCACAAGGUCUACGGCGCCAUCCUUGUGGCAGUGGAGCGCCUGCUCAAGAUGAAGGCACAACCAGCGCCAGUGGCGAGUGCAGGGCUGCCGCAGGAGGGCUCCCCAGCACCUGGCGCCCCAGUGGAGGUCCCCACGGUGCCUCUGUGCGACAUGUACCGCGAGCUCUAUGACUUCUUCGGCGACAGCCUGGCACCGCGCUUUGGCACAGGCACAGGGCCACGGCCUGCUGCCCCACCACUGCCUGGCCCUGGCAGCCCUGAGGGCGCCCGCCGGGAGCUGCCGGCCAGCGGCGCCACAGGCGAUGCUGCCCGCAAGAUGCCACAGCUGACGGCCAGUGCCACAGUGAGCCCCCGUGCAGAGGGCAGCCCCCGGGCCGAGGCAGCGGGCGGGCGCCCGGCCCCACCACGCCCUGCCAGCCUGGCCCGUGCCCGCAGCACCGCUCGGCAGCCUGGCCACCGGCCCAGCGUGCGUGACGUCUUCCAGAAGUGCCGCUUCGCCCCCCGCGGUGCCCCCCGCUUCAGCUUUGUCAUCGCUGGGCGCCAGGCAGGCCGCCGCUGCCAGGGCCGCCGCUUCCAGACCAGCUUCCCCCAGCACCACGGGCCCGGCCACGUCUCCCGAUAUGCCCAGAAGCUGCCCAUGAUCGGACGCACAGCCAAGCCACUGCGGCGCUGGGCCCGCUCCGAGUACUCCCUGGGGCUGCUCCUCUGAGCUAUGCCGGGCCAUGCAGCCCCUCCUGCUUGGGGCACUCAGCAGUAAUAAAAAGCCACAGCGCAGCACAGUGUGCCGCAGCACAAA